Molecule: messenger RNA, 1631 nt
Organism: Cheilinus undulatus (humphead wrasse)
Lineage: Eukaryota; Metazoa; Chordata; Actinopteri; Labriformes; Labridae
Gene: htr3b
Product: 5-hydroxytryptamine (serotonin) receptor 3B
Exons: 9
Coding region: 1-1368 (455 amino acids)
Biological process (GO): nervous system process; monoatomic ion transmembrane transport; chemical synaptic transmission
Cellular component (GO): postsynaptic membrane; synapse; neuron projection
Molecular function (GO): extracellular ligand-gated monoatomic ion channel activity; transmembrane signaling receptor activity; neurotransmitter receptor activity
Source: RefSeq, a predicted model, not a curated record
AUGGCUCUAAUUUGGCUGAUAUUGCUGUUCUCAGCUCAUCUGGCUGAAUGUGUGCCAGAGAAACCAAAAAGAUCAGCUCUGAACCAGCUGACCAGGACCCUCCUCAGGAAAUAUGACUGUGGAGUUCGACCCGUUCACAACUGGACCAGUCUGACCACCAUCUACAUAGACCUCAUACUGCAGUCUGUCCUUGAUGUGGAUGGAAAGACUCAGAGCAUCACUACCAGUAUCUGGUACAGACAGGUCUGGACAGACGAGUUCCUGGUUUGGGAUCCUGAAGAGUUUGAUGGCAUCACUGAGAUCUCUCUGUCAUCUGAUGCCAUCUGGAUACCUGAUGUCAUCGUCAGUGAAUUUGUGGAUGAAGGGAAGUCCCCCCCGAUCCCCUACAUUUACGUCAACUCCUCUGGAUCGGUGAAGAACAACCGGCCCAUGCAGGUGGUGUUGGCCUGCAGCCUGGAGAUGUACGCCUUUCCCUUUGACAAGCAGAACUGCAGCCUCACUUUUCGCAGCUGGCUUCACUCAGUGAAGGAAAUAGACUUGGCUCUGUUGAGAAGCGCGGAGGCCAUCGCUGAUGAUCAAAAGGAGUUCAUGAAUGAUGGAGAAUGGGAGCUAUUGUCAGUCCCUUCCCGCUACUGGCAAAUCCACCAGGAUGACACUGAUUAUGCACAAAUCCAGUUCAACGUGUUGAUCCGUCGGCGCCCCCUGCUGUAUGUGGUGGGUCUCCUCAUCCCCAGCAUCUUCCUCAUGCUGGUGGAUGUCAUCAGUUUCUACCUCCCUCUAGACAGCGGUACACGCAUUGCCUUUAAGAUCAGCAUCCUGCUGGGCUACACGGUCUUCAGAGUGAACCUGACCGAUGAGCUUCCCUCCACUGCAGUCAGGACUCCACUCAUAGGUGUGUUUUUUGCCGUGUGUAUGGCUCUCCUGAUGCUUAGCCUGAUUAAGUCCAUACUGGUGGUGAAGCUGCUCCAUCACAGCGAGAAGGAGGUCAAACAGUUCUCAGUAUCGGCCUGCCUGCUGGACAAAUACGGCUCUGCUGGUCAGGAGUUCACUGAAAGUGCUUUAACCUCUCUGAAAACCCUGGAAUUCAUCGACCCGUCUGAAGAUUACGAGCUCGAGCCCUCACUAGAAGAGGACCUGCUGUCCCUGAAUGAGGUCCAACAUGCUCCUUCUGCUCUUGAGUGGCUUCUCCAGGAGCUCGUCUCCCUCCGCCUGGCCUUCUCAGAGGAAGACGGCGAGUCAUCAGCACAGGCUGACUGGCUGGCUCUGUGCUCUAAACUCGACCUUUUCCUAUUCCGCUUUUACCUGUUUGUUCUGGUCCUGUAUGCCAGCACUCUGCUGCUGCUCUGGGCCAGCUGGAGCUUUGCCUGAAUAAGACAUUUGAAGCAUAAUGUGAUGUGUUUUUUUACUCUGUAGCUGAAAGCGCCUCUAACAUAGAGCUCCAGAGAAACAAUUAGAGACCACUGACAAAAUGUAUUUCUCUUUUUUCCUCUGGACUCCUCCCAUGUCACCUCAAAUAUUACCUCAAUAUUUCAGUUUUCAAAAUCAGAGAAAUUGGAGCUAUCCUAACACAUGACUUGUUUAUUGUUGUGCUGCUUAUUUGUGAUGACUGCCAUCGGUUGUGAGUGCAAAUC